UGAUAAAAAUAUAUAUUAUUUCACUCACUUCAGUUCCAGUGGGUUUGAGCCUCCUAGAAACCAUAGACUGUUAAUAUUAAUGUGUGUUAAUAAAGAAAAUCUAUGUCUAUGCUAGAAAGGAGUUUUAUUUUGAAACUCUUAAACGGAAGACAAUUUUCAAGUCGCCGCCAUAAACUGUUUAUUACUCAAUCACUUAUCGCUUUUCUCUUCAGGAAGGACAGUAACGUGACCGGAACCUGAGCCAGUAGUAUUGCAUCGCAGUAGUGCAGAUCCAGCCUCGCUCAUGACUGGGGACGCUCAGAUAGUCAUUAUAGGAUGCGGCAUAUCAGGCAUAGCCGCGGCGCACCGACUCGCUAACGCUGGGUUUCAUCAUGUGCGGAUACUUGAAGCGACUGCAAGAAGCGGAGGAAGAAUCAAAACCGGCAAAUUCGGUGAUAACAUCGUUGAGAUAGGAGCAAACUGGAUCCAUGGACCGUCUGAGGAGAACCCAGUGUUUUGUCUUGCCCGUCAGUACAGGCUGCUGGAUCCAGAGGCCCUCACCCCAGAGAACCAGGCCAUGGACGUCGGAGGACACCCCCCCUGGGUUCCAAACGUUUUCAGCAGUUCAGGUCGGAAGCUGAACGCUGAGGACAUCUAUCCUGCUCAGGAGAUGUUUGCUGAGCUGAUGGAUAAGAGUUCAGAAUUUGAGAGUCAAGGAGGAGAACCCUGGGCUUGUGUGGGAGAUUUCAUACGGUCGGAGGCUAAACGACGAGCAGCAGAGGAGUGGAAAGAUAUUGAUGCAACCACCAGAUCUCUGCGACUGUGUGUGAUCAGUAACAUGUUGAAGGUGGAGUGCUGUGUUAAUGGCUCUCACAGCAUGGAUGAGGUGGGCCUGGGGGCAUAUGGCUUAUACAAGACUCUACCUGGACUGGACUGUACAUUCCCAGGUGGCUAUGAAGGUCUAAUCAAAAACUUGAUGUCGGAGCUUCCCAGUGGUUUAGUGACCUACAAUCAGGCUGUUCGCUGUGUCCACUGGAACAACACAGAGAAGAGAGAAAACCCUGUGACGAUUGAGUGUGAUGAUGGGGAGAAGAUUGCUUGUGAUCAUGUUAUUGUCACAGUACCUCUAGGAUACCUAAAGAAGCACCAUUUAGCACUGUUUCGUCCCCCUCUCCCUCUUCACAAGCUGCACUCCAUCCAGCGACUAGGUUUUGGAACAAACAAUAAAAUAUUUGUGGAGUUUGAUUCACCCUGGUGGGAUGCUGACUGUGAGAUAAUCCAUCUUGUGUGGGAAGAUGAGGAUCUCAUGGUGGACCACGUACCAGAUAUACAGAGAUCCUGGAUAAAGAAGUUGUUUGGCUUCACUGUGCUGAAACCCACCGAAAGGUAUGGCCAUGUUUUGUGUGGCUGGAUUGCUGGGCAUGAGUCAGAGUAUAUGGAGACACUGUCUGAACAAGAGGUCACACACACCAUCACACAACUCAUCCACAGAUUUACGGGAAACCCUACCAUCACCCCUAGGCGAGUCCUGCGCUCCCAGUGGUUUCAUGACCCCUGGACAUGCGGAUCGUACAGUUACCCAGGAAUAGGCUGUUCAGCACAGGACCUGGACAACAUGAUGGAGCCCAUGCCUACAAAGGGAUCACAGUCACAACCCCUGCAGGUGUUGUUUGCUGGAGAAGCUACUCAUCCCUGCUACUACUCCACCGUCCAUGGUGCUGUUCUCACUGGGUGGAGAGAAGCUGACAGACUCAUCUCUCACUACUCUUCCAUCAGUCCGUCGGAGGCACCCAAGUCCAAGCUUUAAAAGAGCAACGUUGCUUUGACAGAGAUGUAUCAUAUGUCAUAUGCUUAAAUCUGCAACUUCUUCAAGCUGUGAUCUCAGAGUUUAUUUGGAGGAUUAUGUGGGAGCCUACUUUUUUAUUUAAAUCAGUCACUUAAAGUGCUCAUAUUAUGCUUUUUCCCUUUCCUUUCUUGUGUUCUAUAUCUUUUGUGAUAUAUAUAUAUAUAUAUAUAUAUAUAUAUAUAUAUAUAUAGUGAAAAAGCCCAAAGUCCCCCCCCCCCCUAAAGGGACUUACCAUCUCCAACAGAAAACACUGUUCUCAAACUGAUCCAAACAGCUCUAUUGUAGUCCAGCCUUUACUUCCUUGAUGUCCGUGCAUAACAUGUUAUAAUGCUCGCCUAGCUGCUAGCGUGGCACGCCCUCAUUCGCCGCAACCGACUAGCUAGCAAUCCUUACCUAGCUACUGCCUAUGUGACACUACAUGUCCAACAAAUAUGGAACAGAAGUGUGAUGCCUCACUCUGUAGCUAGAAUAGAGAGCUUAACACAAAGGGUGAAAAGAGGAUCUGCAGAAAUGUGCAGUAACAAAAAUGUUAUGUUUUUUUUUUUUUUAACUAAACCACAUACACCUAUUCUGCUACAAUCUCUAAAUACAAUUAUUAUGAAUUAACAGCAUUGCAGUUGUAAGAAUUAGUGAUUUUGGACCUUCACAGUCCGGCAGUUUUCAUCUUUUCGCUUUGCUAACGUAUUGUUUGUGCAUUGACUGUAAUUAAUCUAUUGAUAAAUUAUACAUUUUACAAUAAAUUAUUUUAACUGGUC
Messenger RNA from Etheostoma spectabile (orangethroat darter), 2580 nucleotides. It is a transcript of the gene paox, whose product is annotated as polyamine oxidase. The record is from RefSeq and is a predicted model, not a curated record. Gene Ontology annotation, molecular function: polyamine oxidase activity. Gene Ontology annotation, biological process: spermidine catabolic process. NCBI's taxonomy places the organism in Eukaryota, Metazoa, Chordata, Actinopteri, Perciformes, Percidae.